AUGUUGUGAGUUUUUUUUUAAUUUAAUUUUUUUAACGUGACACAUUUCCCCAGAAAUUCCCGAUUUUCUGAAAAAAUCGCAGUCAUUUCUAGAUAAACAUUAUUUCUCAUUCACUAUAUAAUUAUCUAUUAUCGCCGAAAUAAUUGGCAAGUAAGUGUGUAGUUUGUUAUUUUUGUGUGGUGUUGUAUAAUAAUAUCAAUCGAUUCUGAAAAUAAUCCUAUUUUCACCUGCUGGAAAUUGAGAAUAAUCCCCCUUCCGCCACACUUUUUGUUUUGUUUUUAUUUGAUUUGACAUGACUGAGCAAAUAUCGGGAUUCCAUCAAACUUCACAGCCAAAAAUCAUAUAAAUUUUGAUUUUUUUGAAAAUUGUCCAGUUCAGGGGCACCCAAAAUUAUCAAAUUUUCAGCUCAUAAUAUUCAUAUUUUCUCGAAUAUUUUCAUCAAUUUCCUAUUCAUCUAGAUAUGAUUUUUUCCUUCUUUUUCUUUUUUUUUCACAAAAAAAAAGCAUAAUAACAAGAAAUAAAAAAUCCGCCCAUUCUUCUUUUUUCUUUCUCGCCAGUCUCCCUGGUUACCAAUUUUCAUAAAAUCAACCAAACCUUUUUUCCUCGUUUCUCCUCCUCUUUUCUACUAUGUGUUUGUUCACCAUCCGGUUUUAGAGGGACCCUUCGUACUUUUUUGACCACUUUGACCAAUUUCAUUUUUUUUUGUUGCAGUAUGGAUGUGGUGAAGACGUUAAUCAACAGCAAUUUGUCGUUGGAACCACCGAUACCGUCUGCGUCAGAAUGGCUUGCGAGUGAGUUUUUUUUCGAAAAUUUUAACCUAAUCACUUGGGAAAUUUUUUUUUCCUAUAUAAAAAUCUGUUUUUCCUCGUUGCGCCCCCAUAAAUUGAUCAUUUAAAUCAAAUUCGAAAAGCGUGAAAUGUAUAAUUAAACUAAGUAGAAAAUAAUUAUUUACUUUCAUGACUAAUUAUGUUUUUUGGUUUUUGAUUUCUCCAUUUUUUUGUUAAAUGUAAUUAUUGGUGAUUAUCAAAUCUGAAACUUAUAGAGACCAGGUGUUUUUUAUCACGUCAUAUAGUUUGAUUGAAUUUUAGAGAGACUAUUUUUAGCUCGAAAGAAAAAUCUCGAAAAUUUUACGUUUCAAAAAAAUUAAAUUAACAGUUUUGUUGUCUAGAAAAUAAUGAAAAAUCCUCGAAUAAAAAUUAAAAGUUGAAAUUAAUGAACUUCAUAAAUUAUUAUCAGCUUGAAAAGUGAUUUUUCUGAAAUUUGUGCCAAAAAGAAAAAUCUCUGAAAUUUUACGUUUCAAAAAAAUAAAAUCAACAUUUUUGUUGUCUAGAAAAUUAUGAAAAAUCCUCGAUUGAAAAUUAAAAGUUGAAAUUAAUGAACUUUAUAAGUUAUUUUCAGCUCGAAAAAUGAUUUUUCUGAAAUUUGUGUCAAAAAGAAAAAUCUCGAAAAAUUUACGUUUCAGAAAAAUUAAAUUAACAUUUUUGUUGUCUAGAAAAUGGUUUGGAAUAUUUAGGAAUAGUUAUGAAAUAUAUGUUAUUUUUGAAUUUUUAUUGCAAAAAGCCUUGAAAUUCCUGCGAAUUUUCCAAAAAAAAAUCCCGCAAUUAUUAGGUUUCAAAAUUUUUCAACCAAUUCUCCAACAUUCCAAAAAAAUCCAAAAAUUUCCAGAUAUGUCAGUAAUGCAUGUCUGGUGUCUCUCAAUGUCAUCAAUAUUCGUUGUCAUCACAUUUUCCCUAGCAUUUGUUCAAUUAUAUUUUGUCAUGAAAUAUGUAUCAAAUGAGCGAAUACGCAACGAUCUUUACUCGCUGAUUCUGAUGUAUCCAAUCACAACAUUCUGUAGUGUUAUGGGAAUGUUCAUCCCGCGAGCCGCCGUUUUUCUCUAUGCUGUAGCUUUAGUGUAAGUUGUUUUGCUAGAGUGAAGCUCUUUCAAUUAAAUUAAAUUUAAAAAACUGUUUCAGAUACUUCAUGUUUACCCUAUUUGUGCUGGUUACAAUAUUAUUCAACAUAUUUGGCGGCCGACAACAAAUGAGCACUUAUUUGCUCCAGCGAAAUGUUAAAAUCAAACUAACAAUGUUCCCGUUUUGCCUUUUCAAAUGUAUUCCAAUGAUUGAAAGUACAGAGUAAGUAUUCUUGUGUACUUUUCAAAGGAGUGUACUUUUACAAUUGGGAUUUUACAGCGCAAAUUUACGUCGCAUCGAAUGGCUUGUUUUUCAAACUCCAAUAAUUCGAACGUGUUUGGAGUUGACAUCGGUCGCUGUUUCGAUGGAACAAGGAGGAAGACGGGAGAGCGUGUAGGUUUCCAGGGAAUCUGAAAUUGCUGGAUCUGUAAAUCAGCUAUGAUAUAUAAUCAAGUAACAAAUUUAGUUCUGAUAUUUUUCCAUAACCCAAGGAAAUUAUAUCAUUUUCUAGACAACUAGAAUGUUAAUUAUAUAUUUUUGAAACGUAAAAUUUGGGGGAUUUUUGACAAGGAAUUUUACGGUUUUAAAAACCGUAAAAUCCCGUAAAAUUCGUAAAAUUCUUGUUACUCAAUCUUUUCACUGAAAAACAGCAAAAAAUUCCUCAAAAAUUUGGAUUUGGUAACUUAUCGCAACUCCAACAAAAAAUUAAUUAAUCAAAAUUUUCUUUGAAAAUUUUGGGUUUUUUUUUAAGUUUUAAUUUGAGUCUGUUAAAAUUCACCACAUUUAGUGAUUUACGAUUUUUUAAGCCGCAAAACCCGUUAAACGUAAAAAUUCCCAGGUCUGAUCAAGAAUAUUGCGGAAUCAUUAAAGUUUUCAAAAAUUUUUCUUAAAAAUACAGUACCAAAAUUUGAAACUAUUCAGAAUUUCGGCAUUUUUUAAUCAGUCUCAAUUUAUGAGCAGCUUUUAUUUUUUGAGAAUUUCCGAAUUAUUUUACGAUUUUUUGAGCCGUAAAAACCGUAAAACAUAAAAAUUCACAGAUCUGGUCAGGAAUUUUCGGUAUCACUAAAAUUCAGAAUUCGGCAUUUUUUAAUCAGUCUCAAUUUAUGAGCAGCUUUUAUUUUUGAGUAUUACCAAAGCAUCAUUUUCCAGACAACUAGAAUGUUAAUUACAUAUUUUUGAAACGUAAAAUUUGCGGGAUUUUUUGGAAAACAGAAUUUUUUCUAAAAACUCCUGAUCUCAAUAUUUUUUUUUAAUCCAAUCAAGCAAAAUAUUCCAGCUGGUUUGUAUUCUCCCAACUCUGCGGUCUCGUCUCAAUGUUGGUCGCAUUCUACGGUUGCUACGUAAUGGUUCCACUUGGCCGCGAAAAACACGAUCCCUACCAAUUCAUUUGGCUGUUCCGAAUUUGUGAUGUCGCUCAAUGUCUGUACACAAUUCAAAAAUUCGUCUUCGAAUUCGCCGCUGCUGUUGGUAUCAUCACAGCCGAUCGACUUAUGCCGGGAACAGCUAAAGCGUUGUGUAAGUUUGUAUCUAGUUUGUUUUUCAAAAUGUUUUUUUUACUACAGGGUGGACAUCAUUUAUGAUAACUUGGCAAAUGAUGUUGUUAUCAGCGUUGACGUCAUAUUUAAUGAGACCGAUGAAGUGCAAUUUUUUCGAUUUGUAUCCGUCAAAUGAACGACCACAAACACGACCAACUAUUUUGAGCAGCACAAAUGGGACAAGCGCAGGUUUGAAGAUUUUUAAGGGUUCGGCUACUUGACAUAGAGGCUCUCAAGGCGCGGCUCCUUGUUAGAGUGGAUCUCUAGACGCAGGUCCUUAAGAAUAGGUUAUUUAGCUGUGGCUACUUGAGAACUAGGAUUUCAAGGCGUGGCUUCUUGGCAUGGGGGCUCUCAAGGCGCGGCUCCUUGCCAGAUCUCUAGUCGCCGGUCCUACAGAAUAGGUUGCUUAGCUGUGGCUACUUGAGAACUGUGAUCUCUAGGAGCGGCUGCUUGACAUAGAGGCUCUCAAGGCGUGGCUCCUUGCCCUCUUAUACAAUUUUCAAUCAAUAAUUUCCAGGAAACAGCAUGGAAACAUUACAAAGUUCUCGAUCUGAAGGAAGUCUUCCCAAACAAUCAUCAACUCCAUUAAACAUCAUUGGACAUUUCGAUAGUUUUUAA
Messenger RNA from Caenorhabditis angaria, 4048 nucleotides. The record is from the annotation of a GenBank genome assembly. NCBI's taxonomy places the organism in Eukaryota, Metazoa, Nematoda, Chromadorea, Rhabditida, Rhabditidae.